Fusarium pseudograminearum CS3096 is the source of this 1386-nucleotide messenger RNA. RefSeq lists its product as uncharacterized. Gene Ontology annotation, biological process: D-serine catabolic process. Gene Ontology annotation, molecular function: D-serine ammonia-lyase activity. The transcript has 2 exons. NCBI's taxonomy places the organism in Eukaryota, Fungi, Ascomycota, Sordariomycetes, Hypocreales, Nectriaceae. The coding region runs from base 1 to 1386 and encodes 461 amino acids. The record is from RefSeq and is a predicted model, not a curated record.
AUGUCUAUUCCACAAAGACAAACACCUCCGAUCGAGGAACUGCGUCAAUUUUACGUUGGCAAAAGUAUCAACGAUGUUCCUAAACCUACGGUUAUUCUCGACAAGGCUAGGAUCGCUCGCCAUUGCCAGUCUAUGCUGGACUCUGUCGAUGCGCUAGGCCUGGACUUUCGUGCCCAUGUCAAAACUCACAAGACAAUAGAAGCCGCUCGUCUUCAAUUUGGAAAAGGCAACCGUGACGUGAAGCUCAUCGUGUCCACACUAGCCGAGAUCGAACAUCUUCUACCUCUCCUCAAAGAAUACAAAGAAGCAGGUCGUCGACUCGACAUCCUUUACGGUCUGCCCCUUCCUCGCUCUCAGAUCCCACGUUUGGCAGCCUUGGGCGCAGAGUUGGGCCCAGACACCAUCUCCGUUCUCAUCGACCAUCCAUCUCAACUCCAACCCGUCAAAGCCUUUUCUCAGCAUGCCAAAUUUCCCGCAAAGGUGUUCUUAAAGGUCGACACAGGCUAUCACCGUGCAGGACUCCCGCCGCUGUCACUAAACAAGAAUGGAUUGAUAGAGUCCCUUGCGCAGCUCGAGGCAAGUGGGGAGGCCGAGCUGCUAGGACUGUACUCGCAUAGUAGUCUGAGCUACAAGGACUCGACUCCAGAACAAGCCAUGGCCAACUUGGAGGGCGAAAUCCAAGGAUGUCUCGAUGCCGUCAAUGCUCAAGCGCACUUGUUCGCAAAAAACAAAGAGAUCAUCAUCAGUGUUGGUGCUUCACCUCAAGUCACAGCUGCCGAAAAUCUAGCUACUUCGGACGGAGAUCUGUCGCCUGCAGCCGAGUCGCUCCGAAAAGCCAUUGAAGUUGUUACUACAGGUCAGCCAGGCGGCUUACAGACAAAGCUGGAGCUACAUGCCGGCGUUUACUCCAUUCUUGACAUGCAGCAGGUUUCCACUAAUUCGAGAAGAAACUUGGGAUCACACGAAGAAGAGAUUGCCAUUUCCGUCAUUGCGGAAGUGUGCAGUACAUACAACGAUGGUGAGCGAGCUCAACCAGAAGCCUUGGUCGCUGUUGGUACACUGGGCUUGGGCCGUGAGCCUUGUGCUGCUUACGCAGGCUGGGGAGUAGUGAGCCAGAGGUCUUACGAAGCUGGAACCAAUACACCGAAACGGUUGAUCGUCGACAGAGUAAGCCAAGAGCAUUCAAUCUUGGCUUGGGAGCACGCUCAUGACGAGGAUACGUCCGGGCUACCGCCUCUGCCGCUGGAAGUUGGGCAAAAUGUUGUCAUCUUUCCGAACCAUGCAUGUGUCACUGGGGCUCUCUAUGGAUGGUAUCUUGUUGUCGACUCAUCUCAAGGCGAUGCGGAAAGGAUUGUUGAUGUUUGGGUAAGGGCUAGCGGAUGGUGA